This is a messenger RNA of Solanum verrucosum, 540 nucleotides long. RefSeq lists its product as uncharacterized. The record is from RefSeq and is a predicted model, not a curated record. The coding region runs from base 14 to 523 and encodes 169 amino acids. Lineage: Eukaryota; Viridiplantae; Streptophyta; Magnoliopsida; Solanales; Solanaceae. The transcript has a single exon.
CUACUAACAAGAUAUGCCUUCUGUAGCCCUUCCCUUAUGCAUCUUCCUCCUCCUUCUCUCUGCAGCUUCACCGGUCAUCGGCGACGAGGAUUCUCAGUCCCCGACGGUAUACGAGAUUCUACAGGAAUACGAUUUUCCGGUAGGGAUACUUCCAAAGGGCGUAACAAAGUACGAACUCAACAAAACGACGGGCAAUUUCGCUGUUUACUUUAACAAAUCGUGCAGUUUCAGCAUAAGCGGCUAUAAUCUCAAGUAUAUGAGUAAGAUUACUGGUAAAAUCUCUAAGGAUCGACUUGCGAAUUUGGAAGGCGUACAGGUGAAACUGCUUUUGUUUUGGAUCAAUAUUGUGGAAGUUACUCGUGACGGCGACGAUCUAGAUUUCUCCGUCGGUAUUGCUUCUGCUGAUUUUGCAAUUGAUAACUUCUAUGAAUCGCCACAGUGUGGAUGUGGAUUUGAUUGUGUGAAUUCCGGAGAAAAGGGAACUGGGAAGUUCGAUUUGAGGCAGCUUAUCUCUUCGUCUUGAAUCGUUAACUGAAAUUU